Molecule: messenger RNA, 1134 nt
Organism: Lathyrus sativus (Indian pea)
Lineage: Eukaryota; Viridiplantae; Streptophyta; Magnoliopsida; Fabales; Fabaceae
Source: the annotation of a GenBank genome assembly
AUGGCUGAUGCUGAGGAUAUUCAACCUCUUGUUGUUGACAAUGGAACUGGAAUGGUCAAGGCUGGUUUUGCAGGGGAUGAUGCUCCUAGGGCCGUGUUCCCCAGUAUUAUUGGGCGACCUCGUCAUACUGGUGUAAUGGUUGGGAUGGGACAGAAGGAUGCUUAUGUGGGUGAUGAAGCUCAGUCAAAGAGGGGUAUCCUUACAUUGAAGUAUCCUAUAGAGCAUGGAAUAGUUAGUAACUGGGACGACAUGGAGAAGAUUUGGCAUCACACAUUCUACAAUGAGCUUCGUGUUGCUCCUGAGGAACACCCUGUGCUUCUUACCGAGGCACCACUAAAUCCCAAGGCCAAUAGAGAAAAGAUGACCCAGAUUAUGUUUGAGACUUUCAAUGUGCCUGCAAUGUAUGUUGCAAUCCAAGCUGUCUUGUCUCUGUAUGCCAGUGGACGUACAACAGGUAUCGUGCUUGAUUCUGGUGAUGGUGUGAGCCACACAGUGCCCAUAUAUGAAGGGUAUGCCCUUCCUCAUGCAAUUCUUCGGUUGGACCUUGCUGGGCGUGAUUUAACAGAGUACUUGGUGAAAAUUCUUACCGAGAGAGGAUACUCCUUCAGCACCUCUGCCGAGAAGGAAAUUGUCCGGGAUGUGAAAGAGAAACUAGCAUAUGUUGCUAUUGAUUUCGAACAAGAAAUGGAGACUACUAAGAGUAGCUCUGCCGUGGAGAAGAGCUAUGAGUUGCCUGAUGGACAGGUCAUAACAAUAGGUUCUGAGAGAUUCCGUUGUCCUGAAGUACUCUUCCAGCCUUCUCUAAUCGGUAUGGAAGCUACUGGAAUUCAUGAAACUACAUACAAUUCCAUCAUGAAGUGUGAUGUUGAUAUUAGGAAGGAUCUAUAUGGAAAUAUUGUUCUUAGUGGAGGGUCUACUAUGUUUCCUGGAAUUGCUGAUCGAAUGAGCAAGGAAAUCAGUGCUCUUGCUCCAAGCAGCAUGAAAAUCAAGGUGGUUGCACCUCCUGAGAGGAAAUACAGUGUCUGGAUUGGUGGUUCUAUCUUGGCAUCACUCAGCACCUUCCAGCAGAUGUGGAUCUCCAAGGGUGAAUACGAUGAAUCUGGUCCAGCUAUUGUUCACAGGAAGUGCUUCUAA